AAACUAAACUCUUGACUCAUAACGAUCUCAGACGAUUUUUAAAAAAUUUAAAAUUUACCACCACUUAUUCCAAAUCUGAAAAUACAAUUACCGAUAUUUCUUCACAAUCGGCCGAUAAAAUAACUUUUAACAAAGAUGGUGUGCAAACUAGUGUUAAGAAAUAUUAUGAAGAAUCAGAUUUACCAUUGGUGUAUCCAAACCUUCCGUGUAUUGUAGUUAAAAAAGGGAAUCGUAUUAAAUUCUUUCCUUUAGAAGUUUGUGUGUUAUCUCGUGGUCAAAAACAUAAGACUGAUGAUCUCAAUCAACUUCAACAAGAGGAUAUGAUUAAAAAGACUGUGAUUGGGCCGAAAGAGAGAUUUGAUAAAAUAGAUAAAGGUAUUCAAAAAGAAUACAGACAUGGAAGCGACAAAAGGUUAAAAUCUAUUUCAUUUGAUGUUGAAAACAGUGGAUUCUUGAAAAUCAAAGCAAAAAGACUCAAUUCACCGGAAAUAAUUAUUAAUAAUAAACAAAUUACUACUGAAAAGGGUGAAUGGGAUGCACCUAAAUUUAAUGAGAGUGCCAAUUUAUAUAAUUGGUCCGUGGUUUGUUUUGAUCUAGAGUUAAAAAGUUCCUCAAUUGAAUCUGCAAUCAGACUUUUGAAGGAAGUAUUAAUUUCAAAGGGUUUACUCUAG
Molecule: messenger RNA, 671 nt
Organism: Dentiscutata heterogama
Lineage: Eukaryota; Fungi; Glomeromycota; Glomeromycetes; Diversisporales; Gigasporaceae
Source: the annotation of a GenBank genome assembly